Messenger RNA from Galleria mellonella (greater wax moth), 2136 nucleotides. Its product is annotated as zinc finger protein 160-like. The transcript has 4 exons. Gene Ontology annotation, biological process: regulation of transcription by RNA polymerase II. The coding region runs from base 257 to 1486 and encodes 409 amino acids. Gene Ontology annotation, cellular component: nucleus. Gene Ontology annotation, molecular function: DNA-binding transcription factor activity, RNA polymerase II-specific; RNA polymerase II transcription regulatory region sequence-specific DNA binding; zinc ion binding. Lineage: Eukaryota; Metazoa; Arthropoda; Insecta; Lepidoptera; Pyralidae. The record is from RefSeq and is a predicted model, not a curated record.
CAAUACAAACAUAAGUUUGCAUUUAAACAAAAUUGUAUUUAAAUUGAUCAAGAAAUUGUUUUAUGUUGUAUCCUCGUAGAUUAUGAUACAAAAAAGUAUUAGAACGAUAGAACACUGUAAUUUAAUUAACGUAGGUCACAGAGAAUUUAAUUCUCUGAAAGAACUAAAGCCGUAGGUGCACUUAAUAAAGUUUUUUAAUAAAUGUCUUAAGAUAAUUUAGCUCGUAGAUCCCAUUAAAUGGUUUCAAACUGUAAAUAUGAGUAUUUCAUUAUCAUUGUGUAGAAUUUGUCUUGAAGAUGGUGCUACAUUACCAAUAUUCGAAUAUAAUAAAAAAGACGAUAGACAUUCGAAACUUAUUGAAUGUGUAAAUGAAAAGAUUGAAGAUGUGGAAGGAUUUCCUCGUUACAUAUGUAAUAGUUGCAAUACCACAUUAGACACUGUUUACAAUUUUAUAAUUAAAUACAAAGAAUCUUCAAAGAUAUUGCAAAAUGGUUUAUUAUUAGUAAAAACUGAAAAUAUAGACCAUAUAAAUGAUUACAGUGCCUUUGAACAUUCUGAUAUAGAAGACUUUAAAAUUAAAACUGAAUUGAGCAUAAACUAUGAAAAUAUUAUGGAUCAUGAUCCAAUAGGGUUACAACCAAAAACAAAAAGUAAACGAAAUAAAAAUAAUGUUAAAAAAAUAUGCAGUAAAAAUGCAUCCAUAAAUAAAACAAAUAAAAUAGCAUCUUCCAUAUUAGAGGGAGAGUUUACAUGGGAUGGAGAACAGUGGUGUUCAAAAUUAAGUGAAUCAUCUAAACAUAAAGCUAAGCAUAAAGAAAAAAAGAACAUUGGAUUCAAACCUAAAAAGAAAGCUAAUACAGCAUUAAAUAUACCUAAACAACCAAAAACAACUUCACCAAAGUUAUGUGAUUUAUGUGGACAAAUUUAUAAAAACCAAGACAAAUUGUCAUUACAUAAAAAGAAGGUUCACUUUAACAACCCAGUCAAAUGCCCUAAAUGUCCACGCGUUUGUGUAUCAGAUUAUUACCUCAGUAGACACAUAAAACGGAAACAUAAUACAGAGAAAAAUUUCAUUUGUUCAUCAUGUGGCCAAAGGUUUGCAUUCAAAGGAGAAUUGAGCUCUCAUUACAAAAAUGUUCAUGAUAAACAUUUGAAACCAAAAAAGAUAUUUAAAUGCCACAUGUGUGACAAAACAUAUAAAUGUCAAAAGUCAGUAAUAGUCCAUGAGAGAUCAGUGCAUACAGGUCAACGGCCUGCGGUAUGUAAUGUUUGUAAUUCAAGCUUUUACCAUGAAGACUAUCUAAAAGAGCAUAUGCGUCUUCAUACCGGAGAAACUCCUUUCAAAUGUCCUAUAUGUGGGCGAGGAUAUGCACAGAGAGGCAAUAUGAAAAGCCAUCUACGGAUACACAGGGUAGCAGAAAUAGACCCGGCUGUUCUAAAUAAAAUGAAGCCAAAUUAUAUUAAACUGCUCAAAGAUUUUCGUUAGAUCAUUUAUUUAAAAUGUUUAAAAUUCUAAUAGAUUUCCUCUAGAAUGUUAAUAUUUUUGGCCAUUAAAUGUUAAUAAUGUUGUUAUAAUUAUAAUAUUUUUAUCUUCUGCAUGUACAGAGUUUAGCCGUCCAUUGGGUCCAAUUUUAAGUUUUUAAUAGGAAUUAGUUUUAUCCUAUACUUAAGUAUUUUUAAUUAUAAUAUUGUGAUAAUUACAAAGACUUACUGUGCAAUAAUAUAUAUUUAAUUCUGUUAGCGAAUACUGUUAAAAAAUAUUAACAAAAUAGUUGUUACAUAUUUACAAGAUAAUUUCUUUGCAUUAUUGAACCCAAUUAAAACUUAGAUUUCAUAUGUAUUGUCAAAAAUAAUUUUUCAUCAAUUUUUGAAAAACUGAAUAAAAUCUGAGAAUAAACUCAAAGUCAACCAUGAUGAUAAUAAUAAUACAUCCAAUUAUUGUGAUCUCUAUAAUUGUGUGAAAUUGUACCUUUGUGUAUGUUAUUUGGAAAAUGGUGCCAAUUAUUUUAAUAAAUUUAAUAAAUUCAAUCAUCUGCAUCAAAUUUAGGAGUAAUAUGAUAAUACUGCAGCAAUAAGAAUGGAGGUGCUUGUGUUUUAAAAAAAGUAGUUUUUUUAUUAGUUGUUGUUUUUUUUACU